UAAAAUGCAAUCUUACUUGGGGGAGCAUGAUACUUUUAAGGAUAUUAUCCAUUAUUGAAUUACAGAAGACUCACACAAUCUCUCUGGCUUCUCCCUUGAAACGCCCAUAAAACGCAGGCAAAGCGGUGAAGUUUCUCUCUUAGAUUUUGACAAGUAAAACUGUAAAAAAGCCUUUUGUCUCUCUGUUUCCAUAUGGAAGCUCUCAAAUUUCUGAGGUUUUGGAAACCUAGCUGUGUGGCUAUGAAAGAGAACCAGACCCAACGUUGUUGUGGAAGCAUCGAAAUUCCACAUCAUGAAUUGGAUGAAGAGGACGACUCUUUCAUCGACUUGGAGCUUCCUUUGCACCACUUCAACCACCUCCAUCUACGCACCCUUCACAAAACACCUGAUUUCCAGCAUGAUUCGGCUAAGAAUGAUGACUUCCCCUUGUUGCCAAUGCAGAAUGAUCAUUUCUCCAAAAGAAAGAUCCUCCCCAUUGACCCAACCUCCAAGCCUCAAUCUCCCUUACACCUGUUAAACUCUGCUCCCAAAUUUGGAGCUUUUACUCUCAACAAGUCCAAGUCAAUGGCAAAUACCAGUAAAACAUGUACUCCCCAGAGAAAAGAGUUGAUCGGUAUUUCUAUGGAGACCCCAAGGCAUGAAGAAAGGAGCAGUUCGAAAGAUCUGAUACAGAAAUACUUGAAUAUAAUAAAGUACGUAAAAAUCUCCAAAAAAAGCAUUCCAAGUGACAAGGCAAAGGUCUCACUCUCACCCUCAGGUGAGUUAUCAAAGGUGGCUUCUCCGGCAACGGUGUAUCCCAUGAAAGGAGUACAGGGGAGUGUUUCGACAGGGGUUUGCAAGCAAUUGGUAAAGAGCAGAUCAGCCUCGUAUGCAGCAUCCCCAAUUAAUCGGAAAGAUGAUUCCUUGCUACUCCGACACGAUGCGAUUGAAAGCGCCAUUUUGCAUUGCAAGAAAUCUUUCAAUUCCUCAUCAGCAGAAUCAUCUUGGUUGUCGAGAUGUACAAGUGAUUCUUCAAAAUACAAGUUAAGCAAUGCAUCUUCUUCUACAGAUUCUUCUCUUUCGUCCACGAAUUACAAGCAAUUAUUAUCACCUGAAUAGAAACCUUGGGAUUUAUUAUCAUGAUUAUGUACGAAAGAUGUAAACUGAUAAGAACAAAAAGAACAAAAGGCUGGAAUUUAUAUAUGAUGGGCAUUGGUGGGCAGUGUAAGCAGGGUUAGUACUUGUAAAGUUCAUGGAUAAUUAUGAAGAAAUUGAAACUAA
Gossypium arboreum is the source of this 1260-nucleotide messenger RNA. RefSeq names its product membrane-associated kinase regulator 5-like. The record is from RefSeq and is a predicted model, not a curated record. Bases 193 to 1098 code for a protein of 301 amino acids. NCBI's taxonomy places the organism in Eukaryota, Viridiplantae, Streptophyta, Magnoliopsida, Malvales, Malvaceae. Gene Ontology annotation, cellular component: plasma membrane. The transcript is spliced from 3 exons.